Molecule: messenger RNA, 1054 nt
Organism: Calypte anna (Anna's hummingbird)
Lineage: Eukaryota; Metazoa; Chordata; Aves; Apodiformes; Trochilidae
Gene: ITGA3
Product: integrin subunit alpha 3
Exons: 6
Coding region: 111-1046 (311 amino acids)
Biological process (GO): leukocyte migration; cell-cell adhesion; integrin-mediated signaling pathway
Cellular component (GO): external side of plasma membrane; integrin complex
Molecular function (GO): integrin binding
Source: RefSeq, a predicted model, not a curated record
GGAGCACCCCCCACCCCAGGUCCGCCCCCGCCCCGCAGCGCACCGGCCCCGGUGGGGCGCGGUCCUGGCGCUCCGGCUCCGGUUUCUCCGGUACCUCCGGUACCGGGGCUAUGGCGAGGAGCAACCGGUUGCUGCUCCUCCUCCUCCUGGGGUUGUUCCCGGUUCUUUUGGAGGUGACCAACGCUUUUAACCUGGAUCGUUUGUUCCCGGUGCUGAAGGAAGGUGAAACCCCCAACGGGUUCUUCGGCUUCUCCGUAGCUCUGCACCGGCAAACAGAGAGGGGGGAGCGCAGCCUGCUGCUGGUGGGAGCCCCCAGGGACAAGGAGCCGGUGAAUGGCACCCGGACGGGCGCUGUCUAUGCCUGUCCCCUCACUGCUGCCACCAGAGACUGCCAGCGCCUGGACAUCGAGCUGAAGAGUGAGCCAGACAAAGCCAUCAUCGAUGACAUGUGGCUGGGGGUGACAGUGGCCAGCCAGCGGCAGCCAGCUGGGAGGGUCCUGGCCUGUGCCCACCGUUACACCAAGGUGCUGUGGUCGGGCAACGAGGACCAGCGGCGGAUGGUGGGGAAAUGCUACGUGAGGGGCAAUGAUCUCCACCUCAACCUGAGUGACGAGUGGCAGACCUACCACAACGAGAUGUGCAACUCCAACACUGACACUGAUGAGACUGGAAUGUGCCAGAUGGGCACCAGUGCUGGAUUCACCUCCAACAUCAUCUACUUCGGGGCACCCGGUGCCUAUAACUGGCAAGGUACUGACUACAUGCUGCAGCGGGAGAUGUGGGACCUGCACGACUUCUCCUACCCCAACAAGAAGAAGGGGAACAUCUACAUAGGGUACACGGUGGCAGUGGGCAGCGGGGUGCUGCAGCAGGAGGCCGUGACCGUGGUGAGCGGAGCCCCGCGGUACCGGCACACGGGGGCCGUGUUCCUGCUGAGCCGCAGCUCCCAGCAGAGCCUGACCCGGACCCAGCUCCUCCCCGGAACCCAGGUCGGGUCCUACUUCGGCAGCGCCCUGGCCCUGGCUGACCUCAACAACGAUGGGUGAGGGGACCC